AUGGCGGAAAAAUACCCCAUCGGUAAUCGGUCGGAGAGCGAGCGCCUGGUACGAGACUGGGGCUUCAAACAUGUCUUCACAUGUAAUGCUUACUACUCGCCUCACACGCAUGAUGGUCUUACAACCCACCUCAUUCGCCGAGGUACAUUCACAGUCACCUACCCAGAAGACAACUCCAGCCUCCACGGCGGCCAAGUCAAGAAAGAAACUUUUGGUGCUGGGGCCAGAAUUGAUGUACCGGCCGGCAAAGUCCAUGAGGUUUGGAUCGGGGAUGAGGGGUGCGAAUAUGUGAUUGGGGAAUAG
Penicillium manginii is the source of this 303-nucleotide messenger RNA. RefSeq lists its product as uncharacterized. NCBI's taxonomy places the organism in Eukaryota, Fungi, Ascomycota, Eurotiomycetes, Eurotiales, Aspergillaceae. The coding region runs from base 1 to 303 and encodes 100 amino acids. The record is from RefSeq and is a predicted model, not a curated record. The transcript has 2 exons.